CGGGUGACUGCCGCCCCACGCCGCUUCGGCGUCGCCUCCUCGUAGCGACGUGCCCUUACUGUGCCCGCCCCCCCGGCACGCGCUGAGCCACCACUUCCGCCUUCGCCUGCCACCGAGCAAGAUGGCUGAGGAGCCCGAGUCGGCGCUGCAGCUGCCGGCGCCGGCUGCCGCCGAGGGGGAUGCACCUGCGGAAGCGUCCCCGGACACUGCUACUCCGGAACCGCCUUCUUCCGCUGCGGUCUCCCCCGGAACCGAGGAGCCUGCGGGUGACGCCAAGAAGAAAAUUGACAUCUUGCUGAAGGCUGUAGGAGACACUCCUAUAAUGAAAACAAAGAAGUGGGCUGUGGAGCGAACCCGAACUAUCCAAGGACUCAUUGACUUCAUCAAAAAGUUCCUCAAACUUGUGGCCUCUGAGCAGUUGUUUAUUUAUGUCAAUCAGUCUUUUGCACCUUCCCCAGACCAAGAGGUUGGAACUCUCUAUGAGUGUUUUGGUAGUGAUGGUAAACUGGUAUUACAUUACUGCAAAUCUCAAGCAUGGGGAUGAACUACAGAGGAAAAGGUUCCUGCUUACUUAAAGUGAAACUUCAUAAAGGAAGCUUCUCAGAAAGUUGUAAUAAUUAUGGCAAGAGACUUAGGAAUAUGACCUCCUCAGAAUGUAUCUACAGUGACCCGUAUUUAUGCACUUAAAAAUCCAGAGUGGAUGAACUCACACAAACAUAAUUUGUAGUAAAACAUAAUUAUCAUAAAAGAUUGACAUUAGAGUACACAUUACUACAAUUAUACCUCUAGGAAUUUUUUCAAGGUGUCGGAAAGGAGAAUAAGACUGUAAAACUGCUAUAUGGGCUUGCAAAUAGUGAUUGAAAUUAUUUACUUGUAGACUUAGCACUCUACCUUUUUCUGUUGUAAAAGUCGAUUUGUAAGAGAUUAUUUUGUGUUUGUUCAGUCCAGUUUGUGUGAGAUACUCCUAUGCCUUUUUGUGUUUACAUUUAUAUCUGCAAUGUUAAUGAAAAUCUCCUUAAUCUGCUGGCUGCAUACCUCACAUGAAUCCAGCAGAGGGCAGCCCAGUUAGCAGAAUUAAGACAUUUGGUUUUUACAUCUUUGGCAGAAGAUAAUGAAGGGGGAAAAGUUGUUCUUGUUCAUUUCAAGUAACAUCUAACCAAGAGAACCAGCUUGUUGACACACUGGAAGGUUACUUUAGUGAUUAUACAUGGCUUAAAUUAGUUAUUUUGUUGGAAAACAUAUAAUUUUAUAAAUCCGGACUAAAAUACAACACUUUUCAGUUCUGUCAAUGAUUCUUGAGUAUCUUGGAUAUAUCUGUAGUAUUGUUUCAUUUUACACUGUUACAGCGCUCAAUAAACCUGACAAAACUUUAAAGUUUUUUGUUGCAUUUUCCCUUUGAAAAUGUUCAACAGAAUAAUUGGAAAAGCAAUUUUAGAUCUAUUUUUGUCUAUUUUGUCCCAUUCUAUAAGUACUAUUUUUAUUGCUAUUAGAUUAAUACAAGUAAUGCUUCAGGUGAGACAUUUAAGAUUGGAGUUACUUUCUGUAUUAUAUAUCAAAUAAGUUUUUUAAAGUCAACAAAUUGAAUGGUCUGUCCAAGCAAGAUCUAAGAUAUAUAUGAGAAUUUUAAGGGUUUAUUUUCAAUGGUAUUAGGAACAAUAUGAUUUUGUCAAGGUGCUUGAAGUAUAGGUCCCUUUAUAUCUUUCGGUCCCAUAAUGUGCACUAUUGUUAAUCUGACAAGUGUUAGCAUUAGAAGUUGCUAUGGAACAGUUCAGUUUACAAUGAUAACGUUACUGUUUCAUUUUCUGUUCAAUAAAGAAUUAUGACAUCCCUUUAAAGUGGUAUCUCUGUGGAAUAAAUUAUUAGAGUUAAUAGCUUGCACUGAAAUAAUACAGGUUAAAUUGUAAAAUUGUAUCUUCUAGGAUUAAGAAAUAUAUGUCUUGAAAGCUGGAAAAAAAUUUUGACAAAUAGGUUGAAAAUGGAAAAGAUCUAUUGUCUAUAGUUUAUUAAAGUAUGUUAAAAUAUUUAUCUGCAUAUAUCUUUUGAAAAAUAUAUGUUUGCAAGUAAGAUUUGUAAUUGCAAAAUAUUUAUUACUUCUGCAGUCAAAACUACUUGAGUUUGAAUUUAUGACUUCAGUUUUUUCUGUUUUUAUCUAAACUUAUAGUUGAUUAAAUUUAAAGAUAAUA
Sorex fumeus (smoky shrew) is the source of this 2183-nucleotide messenger RNA. It is a transcript of the gene ATG12, whose product is annotated as autophagy related 12. Lineage: Eukaryota; Metazoa; Chordata; Mammalia; Eulipotyphla; Soricidae. Gene Ontology annotation, biological process: autophagosome assembly; C-terminal protein lipidation; autophagy of mitochondrion. Bases 122 to 544 code for a protein of 140 amino acids. The record is from RefSeq and is a predicted model, not a curated record. The transcript is spliced from 4 exons. Gene Ontology annotation, cellular component: Atg12-Atg5-Atg16 complex; cytoplasm; phagophore assembly site membrane.